GUUACAAACUAUUUCCGAAGCCAGCUGCUGCUCCUGCUCUCGGAAUUCACACCCCCCCCCCCACCUCCCCCGUGGCAGAACAAGCCCAUAGAAACCACCACCGCAGAGAUCCACCGCUGCGGCCGGGGCUCCGCGUCUUCUUUGGCACAAAACCCUUCGGUUAUUUUUCUAUAAAUCUAUAUUAUCCUGUUUUUUUCCCUCUCCUUCCUCCACUCGUGCCGCCGCCCCGCAGCCUCCUCCCCCGGCGGCGCGCGUGGUGCUGUUGUCGCCGUCCCGCGUGUGCGUGCGACACGGCGGAUCGGCGAAGCUGCUUCCUCCAACUUUCCUGCCUAAAAUUUGGCCGGAACAUGUCUCUGACCAACACAAAGACGGGCUUUUCGGUGAAGGACAUUUUGGACCUCCCCGACACCAAUGAUGAGGACGGCUCCGCCGCGGAGGGAGGCGAGGAAGAGAGCGAGGCGCCGGAGCCUCCCAAGAAAGCGGGAGUUUUGGGACAAACCCCCUUGGACACUGUUCAGACUCUGCCUUUGAAGAACCCUUUCUAUGAUAAUAGCGAUAAUCCCUACACGCGCUGGCUGGCGAGCGCCGAGGGCAUCCAAUACUCCCUGCACGGGCUGACGGCCGGUGGCGGUGGCCAGGACCCCUCUGCCAAAUCGCCGGAGCCGUCGGCCGACGAAUCGCCUGACAACGAGAAGGAAGCGGCGGGCGGCGGGGACGCGGGGAAGAAGAGGAAGAGGAGGGUGCUCUUCUCCAAGGCGCAGACCUACGAGCUGGAGCGGCGGUUCCGGCAGCAGCGGUACCUGUCGGCGCCUGAGCGGGAGCACCUGGCCAGCCUGAUCCGCCUCACCCCCACCCAGGUGAAGAUCUGGUUCCAGAACCACCGCUACAAGAUGAAACGAGCCCGAGCCGAGAAAGGUAUGGAAGUGACUCCUCUUCCCUCCCCGCGGCGGGUGGCCGUGCCGGUCUUAGUCAGGGACGGCAAGCCCUGCCACACGCUCAAAGCUCAGGACUUGGCAGCCGCGACUUUCCAGACGGGAAUCCCCUUCUCCGCCUAUAGCGCCCAGUCUCUACAGCAUAUGCAAUACAACGCCCAGUACAGCGCUACCAGCAACCCCCAGUACCCCACAGCACACCAUUUGGUACAAGCUCAGCAAUGGACUUGGUGAAGGCUGGAGGGGAGCGCGCACACACGCACACGCUACCCACACACACUCAAAAAAAAAGGAGGAAAAACAAAAAUAAUAAAGAGAGAGAGAAAGAGACGGACUGAUGCUCCAAAACAAACAAAAAAAAAAAUCAAAACUGCGGGGGAAGGAAUGGAGAGGGAAACGCUA
Cuculus canorus (common cuckoo) is the source of this 1334-nucleotide messenger RNA. It is a transcript of the gene NKX2-2, whose product is annotated as NK2 homeobox 2. Gene Ontology annotation, molecular function: RNA polymerase II cis-regulatory region sequence-specific DNA binding; DNA-binding transcription factor activity, RNA polymerase II-specific. NCBI's taxonomy places the organism in Eukaryota, Metazoa, Chordata, Aves, Cuculiformes, Cuculidae. The coding region runs from base 348 to 1166 and encodes 272 amino acids. The transcript has 2 exons. Gene Ontology annotation, biological process: regulation of transcription by RNA polymerase II; cell differentiation. Gene Ontology annotation, cellular component: nucleus. The record is from RefSeq and is a predicted model, not a curated record.